AGAGAAAGGUUCUCACUCUGCUCAUGGAGAUCCGUGAUGCAGUGCAGAAGAAUGAUUGCUGCAACAAGAACAGCUGCAAUUCAACCCCGUGUCUGAAAGAACCACUAGAAACUUUGGAGAGUUUCCUUGAAUUCGAAGAUAAACUCUCGGACCAAGAAUUCUAUGACACGUUGAAGGAGCAAAUGCAGCGGAUCGGUGGACUUGACGUGGCAGAUAAUGUAAAAACAUUAAUGAAACGAACCAUGAGCAACGCCCUAAUGUCCAAGAUGAGUUUGCAGGGGAAGAAAAACAAAAUUGCAUUCAACGGAACUCGCUUGUUCUCGGCUAUUAAAGAAGUCGUGAUGGCAACUUUUCAAGAAGCCACUGAGGUCAAGCUGAACGAAGAGUUCUCAAGGUUUCUCAGGCAUGCCCCUGAACGCCUUGGCGGCGGGGGGCGAACCUCUAAAUAAUUAAACU
Messenger RNA from Hyalella azteca, 456 nucleotides. RefSeq lists its product as uncharacterized. The record is from RefSeq and is a predicted model, not a curated record. The transcript has 4 exons. The coding region runs from base 24 to 449 and encodes 141 amino acids. NCBI's taxonomy places the organism in Eukaryota, Metazoa, Arthropoda, Malacostraca, Amphipoda, Hyalellidae.